This is a messenger RNA of Cygnus atratus (black swan), 1323 nucleotides long. It is a transcript of the gene HMBS, whose product is annotated as hydroxymethylbilane synthase. Gene Ontology annotation, biological process: heme biosynthetic process. The record is from RefSeq and is a predicted model, not a curated record. Gene Ontology annotation, cellular component: cytoplasm. The transcript has 14 exons. Gene Ontology annotation, molecular function: hydroxymethylbilane synthase activity. NCBI's taxonomy places the organism in Eukaryota, Metazoa, Chordata, Aves, Anseriformes, Anatidae. The coding region runs from base 90 to 1166 and encodes 358 amino acids.
CGGUCACGUGGGCGGUCGCCCGGACGUGACGCGGGGGGGCGGGGCCGUGCCAUGGAGCGGAGCGGGGAGCGCUGAGGGGAGGCGGCGCGAUGGCCGAGCCGGGCCAGGCCGCCGGCGAGAACGGCGUGGGCGGCAGAGCGGUCCGCGUGGGCACGCGUCGGAGCCAGCUGGCCCGGAUUCAGACUGACAGUGUAGUUGAGAUGCUCCGUGAGUUACACCCAGACCUCCACUUUGAGAUUGUUGCCAUGUCAACAACUGGAGAUAAGAUCCUGGAUACAGCACUUUCCAAGAUUGGGGAGAAGAGCCUCUUCACCAAAGAACUGGAAAAUGCACUUGAAAGAAAUGAAGUUGACCUGGUAGUUCACUCCUUGAAGGACCUGCCAACUUCUCUUCCUCCUGGCUUUACCAUUGGUGCUGUCUGCAAAAGGGAAACCCCACUUGAUGCUGUUGUCUUUCACCCCAAGAACUGCGGGAAAACACUCGGUCUCCUUCCGGAAAAGAGCGUGAUUGGAACCAGUUCACUUCGUCGAGCAGCCCAGCUCAAAAAGAAGUUCCCUCAGCUAGAAUUCAGAGAUAUUAGAGGGAAUUUAAAUACCCGCUUAAAGAAGCUAGAUGAGAACGAAGAGUUCAGUGCCAUAAUCCUGGCUGCUGCUGGGCUGAAGAGAAUGGGCUGGGAGAAUCGCAUUGGUCAGCUCCUGAGCCCUGAAGAUUGUCUCUAUGCUGUUGGACAGGGGGCCUUAGCGGUGGAAGUUCGUGCCAAAGACCAAGAAAUAUUGAAUAUGGUAUCUGCCCUGCACGAUGGAGAAACCGUAUUAUGCUGCAUUGCUGAGAGGGCCUUUAUGAAACGUUUGGAGGGUGGCUGUAGUGUCCCUGUUGCAGUUAGCACCAUGCUGAAAGAUGGCCAGUUGUAUUUGACAGGUGCAGUCUACAGUUUGGAUGGAUCUGAUAGCCUGAAAGAGACUAUGCAGACCAGCGUUAAUUAUCCACAACAGAAUGAAGACGGACCAAAUGAUGAUGUGCAGCAUGUUGGCAUCACAGCCAAGAAUGUCGCUGGUCAGGCGCAGGAAGCUGCAGAGAACCUUGGUGUUGAACUAGCUAGUUUACUUCUGUGCAAGGGAGCUAAGCAUAUCCUUAGCGUGGCAAGGCAGCUUAAUGACGCCUGCUAAACCUGUAGUGAGGUCAGCAAGAUUGCUACAAGUCUUGCUUCAGCCUUUGCAGCUGUUGUAUCAGCCUUUAGAGGGAUUUUUUUUUUAAACAUUCACACCAGUCUUGCCUGAUGUUUGGGCACAGAAAAACAUGCAAUAAUAAACUAAUUCCAGAGUA